AUGGUCAAGCUCGCUCUGUGGAUGCCCUUGCUCUCGCUUGCAGCCUUCGCUGUGACAAGUCCCGUCCAGAGCUCCCCUGACGGAAGAGACUUGAGGUCAACAGACAGCCACGCUGAGAGCCUUUCCGACAAGAAAGCGUUCAUCAAGUCCAUCGCUUCAAAGGGCUUCGCCUUUGCCUCCGGUAAAGCCGUCCAAGUCAUCGACUCUUUCCCUCAAGAAGUCACCGACCGCGUCUACGCCGACCUCGAAAAAUUAGUCAUCGCACGCUUCGUCGAAGAUGGCACCGACAACAGUAACCAUGCGAACGGCAUGGUUGAAUUUGAGGUUGGAGACUUGAGGUCACUAGACAGCGGCGCUAAGAGCAGUCCCAACAAGAAAGCGGUCAUCAAGUCCGUCGUUUCACAUGAAAUCAACAAGGUCGCCAGUCGAGUCAUCAAAUUCGUUGAUGAUGCACAAGAACCCCUUCAACUUGUCGUCAUCGACCUUGUCUAUGUCGUCCUCAAACACGUCGACACAUUGGAUGAAAUGGGAAAUGCUCCUACGAAAGGCGAUUCCACUCAAGCCCCUCCGUUCGAAACAUUCAACAGUGCCACGGAGUUGAUCAAACAAAUGAUCGCAAGCAACUUCGGGAUCGACUUGACACAGACGUUCCACGGAGCCAUCCCUGAGGACGUCAUGGAGAAGUCCUUUGCAGACUCCAACGACAACAACGACACCCGCGAAGUUGAAAUCACCGCAACGGAAGCCCACUCUUCAUCCUUGGUGGAGGAAUGUCCGCCCGGGUACAAGCUGCAUGACUCCUGCGCCCAACUCCUACUCCUCGCGAGCAAACACACAUAUGCUUUGAAAACCAUAAAACCAAGCUGCAAUGGUUCGUCGACGUUCCCCCAAACCCUUCAGAACCCCUUACCGGAAAGACUAACCCGUCCGCCCUCUCCCAACCAGAACAAGGACGCAAGCCAUACGUACGUGCACAUGCACCGCGCGCGCGACGCCGACCUGUUUGAGGACUUUUGCAAGGACAGGCUGCCGGACGACGAGGUUCACGUGCCGCCGCAGCACCAGCCGAUCAAUCCGGAGGACGAGGACGACGUGGUGCCGGACCAGCACGCGGCCUUUGGCAUCACCAAGGCGACGCAGCGGCAGAAGGAGGCCGCGUGGAAGGAUCUCGGGCUGUCGGGCUUGAUGAACCGCGGGCCGCCGAUCGUGAAGGGCAAGGGUGCUGCGGGCGGUAGUCGGAUGCCGCGGUGA
Messenger RNA from Colletotrichum gloeosporioides, 1251 nucleotides. RefSeq lists its product as uncharacterized. The transcript is spliced from 3 exons. Gene Ontology annotation, biological process: positive regulation of mitotic metaphase/anaphase transition. Gene Ontology annotation, cellular component: anaphase-promoting complex. Bases 1 to 1251 code for a protein of 416 amino acids. The record is from RefSeq and is a predicted model, not a curated record. NCBI's taxonomy places the organism in Eukaryota, Fungi, Ascomycota, Sordariomycetes, Glomerellales, Glomerellaceae.